Molecule: messenger RNA, 1077 nt
Organism: Spea bombifrons (plains spadefoot toad)
Lineage: Eukaryota; Metazoa; Chordata; Amphibia; Anura; Pelobatidae
Gene: NME5
Product: NME/NM23 family member 5
Exons: 7
Coding region: 180-830 (216 amino acids)
Biological process (GO): UTP biosynthetic process; CTP biosynthetic process; GTP biosynthetic process
Molecular function (GO): nucleoside diphosphate kinase activity
Source: RefSeq, a predicted model, not a curated record
AAAAAAGCGAGGCGUACACUACGGAACACAGUAAAACGUGAAAGUGGCUCUGUCGGUAUUAAGAGGUUCUGGACAAACGGUAAACUUUCAAGAGUAAGCUUUCUCUGGGAGCUGGGACUUCAUAGCUACUGGAGAAGGGAAUCAUCUUGUUUUGAGGCCUUGGUUGAGCAAAAAGGAAGAUGAAUGUGGGAAAACAACAAAAACUGGAAAAUUCCAUGUCAGGUCCCAAGAUUUACAUUGAGAGAACUCUAGCUCUUAUUAAACCUGAUGCCUUUCAUAAAGAAGAGGAAAUUGAAGACCUAAUUCUCAGAUCUGGAUUCUACAUUGUUCAGAAAAGAAAAAUUAAUUUAAUCCCCGAACAGUGCAGUGAUUUUUACUCAGACCAAUAUGGAAAAAUGUUUUUCCCUACUUUGACUGCUUACAUGAGUUCUGGGCCGGUUGUUGCCUUCAUGUUAUCAAGGCAUAAUGCAAUUUCAUACUGGAAAGAGCUAAUUGGACCAUCAAACAGUUUGAAAGCUAAAGAAACCCAUCCUUACAGCUUGAGGGCUCUUUAUGGGACAGAUGACCUCAGGAAUGCUGUCCAUGGCAGCAACUGCUUUAUAUCUGCAGAGAGAGAAAUUAGAUUUAUGUUUCCUGAAGCUAUUAUUGAGCCAGUUCCUAUUGGACAAGCUGCUAAAGAUUACCUGAAUCUUUUUGUGAACCCAAUAUUGCUUUCUGGACUCACAGAACUCUGCAAGGAAAAACCAGCUGACCCAUAUAUCUGGCUUGCUGACUGGCUUUUCAAGUAUAACUCAAAUGGACCUUAUGUUGAUAGAAGACCACUAGAAUAACUCUACAGAUGAAAUGUUCUGCAAUGUUAAUAUACUUUGAUGUUUCUUAUUUGUGAGGUUUAUAAGAACACCGUUCUGCAUAACUGUUUGCUCCAAAUGUAGAGUGUCCUAAAGAGAAAUUACAAGUCAGGAAACUGAUACGAACAGUUUCAACAGUUUUUAUUAAAUGAACUUGAAACUAAAAUUGCCAAAGAUCACCUCUAACGGUUAAUAAACCAUAAAAUGAUAAUAAAAAGUAUACUGGUUA